UGCUCUGGUUUACAAGACCCACCAAAACCUCCCUUAAACCCUCUCUCUCUCUCUCUCUCUCUCUCUCUCUCUAGCAUAUAUAUGAUGCAACCUUCUCUCGCCAUUCCCAAGCUCCAAUCUCUAUCUCCACUCCACUUUGCCCAACCCCUCCAAGCCCCUAAACCCAACCUCAAGCUGCCAUCAACGAGCCAUGCCGUUGGGCCUCUGGGUGCCGCCAAGGACUCUUCUGUGUUCUUGUCGGCGAUCGGCCGGGCAAUCGAGGAAGAAGAGUACCGGAAAGCCAGGGCCGAGGUUAACCGGAAAGGCUUCGCCUUGGAAGGGUAUUCAAUCGAGGGUGUCUCGAUUGGCGGCCACGAGACCUGCGUCAUUGUGCCGGAAUUGAAGUGUGCUUUCGACAUUGGGCGCUGUCCGUCGAGGGCUGUUCAUCAGAACUUCGUGUUCAUCACGCACGCUCAUCUUGAUCAUAUUGGUGGGCUUCCCAUGUAUGUAGCAACUCGUGGAUUGUACAGUUUAAAACCUCCAACAGUAUUUGUGCCUCCUUCUAUUAAAGAGGAUGUGGAGAAGUUGUUAGACAUUCACAGGAGCAUGAGCCAGGUGGAACUGAAGCUUGAUUUGGUUGCACUAGAUGUAGGGGAAACAUAUGAACUGCGGAAUAACCUUGUUGCACGACCAUUUAAAACUCAUCAUGUUAUACCAAGCCAGGGCUAUGUAAUUUACUCAGUUAGAAAUAAGUUGAAGAAGAGAUAUGCGCAUUUGAAUGGAAAACAGAUUGAGAAAUUGAAGAAAUCUGGUGUUGAGAUCACAGACACUUUGUUGUCUCCAGAGGUGGCAUUUACAGGAGAUACAACAUCCGAGUUUUUUCUUGAUCCCCAUAGUGCUGAUGCCUUGAGGGCAAGAGUUCUUAUAACUGAGGCAACCUUUCUGGAUGAAGAACAGAGUAUUGAGCAUGCUCGAGAACAUGGCCAUACUCAUUUGUUUGAGAUCAUGGAACAUGCUCAGUGGAUUAGGAACAAAGUUGUUCUGCUAACUCAUUUCUCAUCCCGCUAUAGUCUAGAGGACAUCCGUCGAGCUGUGUCCAAGUUGCAGCCGAAUGUGUCAGCCAAAGUAGUUGCCUUAACAGAAGGCUUCAAAUCAACUUACUCAUAGUUAUGAACUCAAAUUCUUUGUUUUUUUUUUUUUUUUCUUUUGUCCCUUUUUGCUGCAUGUAACGUGCUCGUUGUAAUUAAUCCAAUCUUUCCGUUUUGAUUGCUGGCUUAAAACAAUGUCAGGGCAAAAAUGUCAUUUUGAGCAUUCGGACAAAUCAAUCAGUCUAGGUUCUCAGACCCAAUACUCUUUACCCUAUCUAAUGAAAUGCUUGAGAAUCAAAUGAGAAAAACGCUGAAGGAAAACCCAUUGUCGCUGUUCAA
Molecule: messenger RNA, 1406 nt
Organism: Diospyros lotus (date-plum)
Lineage: Eukaryota; Viridiplantae; Streptophyta; Magnoliopsida; Ericales; Ebenaceae
Product: tRNase Z TRZ2, chloroplastic
Exons: 8
Coding region: 82-1146 (354 amino acids)
Source: RefSeq, a predicted model, not a curated record